AUGAUCGAGGCUUACUCCAAGGUCCCCCGGCCAUUCGGAAGCGUUAUCGCCACUGAGGUCUUCCGGACCGGCUUGAUCGCCUCAGAUACCGAUUUCCGCCAAUUUGUCCAGUAUGGUAACCUCACCGGCCUGGACAUGGCCAUCAUGCAAAACUCAUAUCUCUACCACACCAGCCAAGAUAUCCCCUCGAAAAUCGAGCCAGGUGCGAUUCAACACAUGGGCGAAAACACGGUGGCAUUGCUCAGACACCUCACCUCCGCCUCGGCCAACCUAACGGACAUCAAGCCGGCCUCGACCACCGUCUUCUUCUCCGGAUUGGGCGGCUUGAUCUUCAUCAUGUAUUCCAAAACCACCGCCUUGAGGCUCUACGCCACCUUAUCCGUCGCCGCAAUCACGCUGGUCACCCGGAACAUCAAGUCUCGCCAUUACUCGCUCUACUUCCUCGCCUUUCUGGCCACUGUGGGCUCCUUAUUGGGCUUCAUCAUCGGCGCCAACUUGUUUGCAUUCAUCAUCUCGGUCGUCCUCGACAAGCCGCUCACAUGGUAUCGCUACGAAUCCUUCCCGAUCCUACUCUUCGGCCCGCCCGCCCUGGGCGGCGGAUUAUUAGUGCAGUACCUCUUCUCGCGCUUUGCGCACCGCUCCAGCCUGCUCAAGCCUGGCGACGAGGAUGUAUUAUCCCACGCGGCUCUCGCGGGACUCGUCGCUUUCAAUGGCCUCGCCUCCGUCGUUGGCGCUUACCUGGAUAUCGGCACCGCGUAUCUGCCAGCCGUCGGACUCACCUCUUUGUUCUUCUCGUUGAUGCUCAAUGACUUCGUCCUGGCCCCUUUAAGUGGCAAACGGGCUCAUUUACAUCUCCCUAUGUAUUUAUUUGCCCUGGUCCUGCCCGGAUUCUUAGGCGUUGAGGGUCUGCUGGCCUUUCUUGACUUGUUCGUGCCGAUGACUGGCAGGAUGGGCCACGACGUGCACGUCGAUUUUUUGAUUGCCAGCCUAGUUAGUGCGGUUGGCUUUAACAUAGUUUCGAUCAGCUUACCACUAGCCCAUCGAUUCAGUCGACAAGCGCUCGCGCGCUUCCUCGUCUUCCUGCUCAUGUUCUCGAGCCUGGUGGGUUUUUGGUUCACUCGACCCGACUGGAAGAUCUUUGACGCCGACCACCCCAAGCGUCUGCCGAUCCUGCACAUGGAAAACUUGACUAGUAGCUCUCCUAGCUUCGAUCUUCACAUCGCCAGCAUGGACCGCGCGCCCGGAUUCGAAAGCCUGGUGAAACACUUGAUUGAUACCCUCUCGAUCUCCGACGAAUCGCCCAUCUUGAGCUCGAUCAAUGAUGACAUUCCCGACUGGGAUAUCAUUUACCCCGUUUCUCAAUUCUUGAAAUCUUACCAAGUACCUCUGAGCUUACUCAAACACCAAGCCAUGGGAGUCGGGCAGGAUGGAGGAGACCGAUACGUCUCGCCCUGGACGGACAAAUUCAAGAUCACGAGUCUGUCGAGCAAACUAGAUUUUAUCAACCAACAGCGGACGAUCGUGCUGGCGAUCGAUCACCCGGGGAUAAUCUGGACGGUGAUUGCGUUUACGGCAGAUGUGGUAGAAUGGGAUCUGCCCUCACGGCCAUUGAGGGGCAAGCGGCGCCACCACAUCAAGGAAGCGAGCGGGUUCGGGAUCGACCGAUGGACGCUGAACGUGACGAUUGCACUGGACGAGAGGGAGUUCGAGAGUGCGGUAGAGAACGAGCAGAUGGAGAAGGGCCAGCGGGCCCGUCCGUCGGCCGACGAUACCCCCGCGCAAGCGUUCAUGCGUGCGGGCAAACUGAAGAUCGAGUUCAGCGGGAUCGACCAGCUGGGCCUCUAUCCCGCACGCUCCAAGCAGAGACAGCCCUCCCUCCCCCUACCCCCCGCUCACCCCUCCUCCGCAAACCUUUCCUCCCAUCUCGGUUGGAUCGGCAACGGUGACGGCGGCCCCGGCUUGCGGCUCUUUGACCAACUCUUCAAGCUGCUGCCUGAUUGGGUCGACCCUUUCUUACUCAGCGCAGUCUCUAACACCGGAUUCAUUUGA
Molecule: messenger RNA, 2049 nt
Organism: Puccinia triticina
Lineage: Eukaryota; Fungi; Basidiomycota; Pucciniomycetes; Pucciniales; Pucciniaceae
Exons: 3
Coding region: 1-2049 (682 amino acids)
Biological process (GO): proteolysis
Molecular function (GO): metalloexopeptidase activity
Source: RefSeq, a predicted model, not a curated record